AGAUUUUGUGUUUCACGCUUUUGGAAUGACCUGUGGUAUUCCUCGCGAUAAUUAGAAGGUCAUCCUUGGCAAAACGUUUUACAGCUAGAAUUAUUCGUCCAAUUUGCGUCGUAAAUUUUAUGUCAUAUUGUAAUGCGCUUUUGCAAUUCUUUGACCAAAUCGGCGCGGAAAAAAAGACCUUUGUUUCUUGUUUGGCGAGUUAAAAACUUCAUUAUCUAGGCAGUUGUGGAACAAUCUUCGCUGCAUCUGAUCAGGAUUUCACAGCAAGUCACGCAGUGAAAAUUUUCGGAGCUUACAUGUAAUAGUAACAAAGAAAAAUAAUAUUUGAGCUGUCGCUGUGCGAGUUGUCGUGUAGCCUCUGGUCAGUCAGUUUUGAGGUGCGAGCAGGUUUCUUCGAAGACGUACCCUCGCGUAUUAUUUAAAUUGGUACAACACGGUACAAUAUUCGGAUCUAAUUUCAAGAAAAUUUGAUUGAAAUUUCCGCAGUAUUUCCUCCAUUUACAACGAUGGAUACGAAUGAAUCGGCCGGAUCAACCGGCGAAAAUAAGGAUGGAGGUGGUCAUAAAGGUGAUGAAGAUCCUGCAGCGUCGCAAUUAUCAGCACAAUUUUGGAUUUCUUCCCGAAAGGAGGUGAAAAACAAAAAAUUCGAGGAACUGCUGAAGCAGACGGAAAGUAUUACAACCUUUAUGAUGGGACCGAAUCGUGGAGGGAAAGGCGGUCAUGGCGACGAUGCUGUGGAUCACAGACAUCGGAUGACCGAAGAAGAAGAAGACGAAGAACUUUUGGCCGAUGUGGAGGAAGAUGAAGAAUGCGUCGCGAAAUCCUUCGUGACGGUGUUUGACGAGUCUCCGUUUUACGUCGAAGGUGGGACGAUGCGGGAUUACCAAGUUCGCGGUCUGAAUUGGAUGAUUGCAUUGCACGAAUCCGGGAUCAACGGGAUUCUUGCUGACGAAAUGGGACUAGGGAAGACGCUUCAAACGAUUUCAUUGCUGGGAUACAUGAAGCACUUCAGAACAUUUCCGGAACCCAAUGUUGUUAUUGUGCCAAAAUCGACGGUGGCAAAUUGGAUGUCGGAGUUCAAACGAUGGGUCCCUACGCUGAGAGCUGUCUGUUUACUCGGUGAUCAAGAAACAAGGAAUCGAGUUAUCAAAGAAACUCUGUCCCAUCAUGGAACUUGGGAUGUGUGCGUCACAUCAUAUGAAAUGGUGAUCCGCGAGAAGAGCGUACUCAAGAAAAUUGCGUGGAAGUACAUGGUCAUUGACGAAGCCCACAGGAUCAAAAACGAGAAGUCAAAACUUAGUGAUAUUGUUCGAGAAUUCAAUACUCAAAAUCGACUCCUUAUCACCGGGACACCGUUGCAGAACAAUUUGCACGAACUUUGGGCCUUGCUGAACUUUUUGUUACCGCAUGUUUUCAAUUCGUCAGAGGACUUCGACGAGUGGUUCAACACGGAUAGUUGUCUGGAAAACAACACUCUUGUUGAGCGUUUGCAUGCAGUUCUGAGACCAUUCGUGCUUCGUCGUUUGAAGUCGGACGUGGAAAAGAAACUACUGCCAAAGAAGGAGCUGAAAGUUUACGUGGGACUCUCCAAAAUGCAGCGAGAAUGGUACACGAAAAUCCUGUUGAAAGAUAUUGAUGUCGUGAACGGUGCCGGAAAGAUGGACAAGAUGCGACUGCAGAACAUCUUGAUGCAGCUUCGAAAAUGCUCGAAUCAUCCGAUGUUGGACAUCCUUGAAGACUAUUGUUUGUGGAAGCAGUUUCAUUACUGCCGACUGGACGGACAAACGCCUCACGAAGACAGAGAGCGACAAAUUAACGAGUUCAAUGCUGACGAUAGCACAAAAUUCCUUUUUAUGUUGUCAACCAGGGCUGGAGGACUGGGCAUCAAUCUUGCGACUGCGGAUGUCGUAAUUUUGUUUGACUCUGAUUGGAAUCCUCAAGCAGAUUUACAAGCUAUGGAUCGAGCUCACCGGAUUGGGCAAAAAAAGCAAGUACGAGUUUUCCGGUUCAUAACUGAAAACACGAUCGAGGAGCGAAUCGUGGAACGUGCUGAGAUAAAGCUGCGAUUAGAUCGCCUCGUCAUUCAGCAAGGCAGAAUCCAGUCGAACGACCAACCUAGCAACAAAAAUAUGAACACUUUGGGCAAAGAAGAAAUGCUUAGCAUGAUUCGUCACGGCGCAGAUCACAUAUUUGCGUCGAAAGACAGCGAAUUACUUACUGAUGAAGACAUUGACAAGAUCCUUGAAAGAAGCGAAACCAAAACCCAGGAAUUGGCUGAGAAAUUGGCCAAACUCCCCGAAGAGACUUUGAGAAAUCUCACGUUUGACGCCGCUGCAACCAGCGACAGUGUGUAUCAAUUUGAAGGAGAAGAUUACAGGGAAAAGCAAAAAAGCCUGAUCGGACAUUGGAUUGAGCCUCCAAAGCGUGAACGCAAGGCGAAUUAUGCUGUUGACGCCUACUUCCGAGAAGCUUUACGCGUUAAUACUGCGCCUCCGUCUGAACCAAAGCUUCCGAAAGCCCCGAGAAUGCCGAGACAUAACAACGUUCAGGACUUCCAGUUUUUCCCGGCCCGUCUGGUGGCUUUAGUUGAAAAAGAAACUUUGUACUUCCGCAAGACGCUGAAGUACAGAGUUCCAUUCAACCCGGAUCUCGGCGCAGAAGCGCACACUAUUCAAGCAGAAGAGCAAGCAAAAAUUGACACUGCUGUUCCUUUAACUGAAGAGGAAGUAUUGGAAAAAGAAGAUCUCAUGACCCUUGGGUUUUCCAACUGGUCUCGUCGAGAUUUCAUGCAGUUCGUGAAAGCGAAUGAGCGACUCGGUCGUGAUAAUCUUGAUUCCAUCUGCAAAGAAGUUGAAGGAAAAACAAAGGAAGAAGUGGAAGAAUAUUUCUACGUUUUCUGGGAUCGCAUCAAGGAAUUGCAGGACGCCGACAAAAUUCUGACGCAGAUCGAGAAAGGAGAGAACAAGUUGCAAAAGAAACAAAUGAUUCGCAAAGCUCUGGACGCCAAAGUAAAACAAUAUCGAUCGCCGUUCCAUCAAAUCAGAAUCCAGUACGGCACGAACAAAGGCAAAAAUUACACAGAGGAAGAAGACAGAUACCUUGUUUACAUGCUCCACAAACUUGGGUUUGACGCCGAUAAUAUUUAUGAGCUUUUGCGUUUAUCUAUCAGGGAUGAGCCUGCAUUCCGGUUUGACUGGUACCUAAAAUCAAGGAAUACGAAUGAAAUUCAGCGCCGUUGCAACACGCUUAUCACAUUGAUUGAGCGAGAAGCCCACGAGGAAGUGUCGAGAAGCGCGGGAGGACAGCCGGGUGGCCGUCGAGCCGCUCGUCGUAAGGCUGCAGCCAUGACCGACGAAGAGCGCGCCCGGAAACGGAAGCGUACGCAGCCUAAUCCCCAGCAACUUCUAUUGCAGCAUCUCCAUCAAAUGCAGCAGUUGCAGCAGCAAGGAGAGAAGUGAAUUUAAUUUACGUUCCAUGCAGUGGCACGUGUACAUCCGUUAAUUUAUCUUGGAAACUGUGGUUGGAAUUUUUUUUUUCGGUCUUGCAGCAUGUCCCUGCGUUUUUAUUGAUUGUCAGAAAGAAUUGUUGAUUGUGUUUAUGUAA
Messenger RNA from Notodromas monacha, 3603 nucleotides. The record is from the annotation of a GenBank genome assembly. NCBI's taxonomy places the organism in Eukaryota, Metazoa, Arthropoda, Ostracoda, Podocopida, Cyprididae.